AUGUCCGUUGAUCUGUUGAGGAAAUCGUUAAGUUUUAUUGAAGAAGAGGAUGGCAUUUCGGCGAGUAAAAAGCUGAAAAGAGUAUCUCGGAUAUCACCAGAAAUGCGAGAACGACAACGUAUCAGGGCAUUAGCUGGUCAUCUGGAAUUCGACUGUGAUAGAGGUGAUUUCGUUGAAGCCACGAAUGCGAAACAUUCAAAUUCGAUCAAGAAUGAAUGGACUCCCAAACCGGUGAGCAUUCUGAUGUGUUGUUUCGGCAAUCUCAAAUAUAAUUGA
This is a messenger RNA of Anisakis simplex (herring worm), 276 nucleotides long. The record is from the annotation of a GenBank genome assembly. Lineage: Eukaryota; Metazoa; Nematoda; Chromadorea; Rhabditida; Anisakidae.